Messenger RNA from Chondrus crispus (carragheen), 105 nucleotides. RefSeq lists its product as hypothetical. Bases 1 to 105 code for a protein of 34 amino acids. NCBI's taxonomy places the organism in Eukaryota, Rhodophyta, Florideophyceae, Gigartinales, Gigartinaceae. The record is from RefSeq and is a predicted model, not a curated record. The transcript has a single exon.
AUGGGUGACCCGGUUCCGCCCGGUGUCCGCCCCCAGCAUGCGCCCAUGCCGAGCCACGCACCCGAGCACCUAUCUUCCCCUAGCCUUGGUCUCUUGAGAUCUUGA